AUGGAUGAAGAGAAUCUGGAAGCAGCGAUUCAGACCUACAAUGCCCAGCUGCAGCAGGUGGAGCUGGCUUUAGGGGCGGGCCUGGACCCCUCGCAGCAGUCGGACUUGAUUCAGCUGCAGGAGGAUUUAAAGCAGCUGAUAGAACUGACCGAAUCCAGCCUGGUGUCCGUCAAAAAGAGCAAGCUUCUGGCUACUUUGGAUACAAAUGCAGGUGGAGCUGCCCAGGAUGAGGAGUAUGCUGCUUUUAAGGAAGCCAUCGCUGAGCUUGGAACUGAUGAGGAGCCCUCGACUAACAACGACGAGAUGCCAUCAAAGGGAGGUGGAGAAAACGAUGGCAAAAAUGAACCAAAGUCCAGUGAAGAGGAGGAGGAGUCUGAGAGAGAGGAGGAGGAGGAGGAGGAAUUGAGUGGGAUGAAGGUUAAAGCCCCCUACUACAGUUCCUGGGGGACCCUGGAGUACCACAACGCCAUGAUUGUGGGGACAGAGGAGCUGGAGGACGGCAGUGCAGGGGUCAGGGUGCUGUACCUCUACCCCACCCACAAGUCGCUGAAGCCCUGCCCCUUCUUCUUGGAUGACAAGUGCAGAUUUAAGGAGAACUGCCGGUUUUCCCACGGCCAGGUGGUGUCUGUGGAGGAGCUGCAGCCGUUCCAGGAGCCAGAUCUCAGCACGUUGGAGGUGGGCUCUGCCUGCCUGGCCAAGCACCACGACGGCAUCUGGUACACGGCCAGGAUCACUGACAUCGACAGUGGUUACUACACGGUGAGGUUUGAGUCCCUGCUGCUGAAGGAGGCUGUGGUGGAGGGGGACAGCAUCAUCCCCCCCCUGCGGAGCCAGGGCGGCGCCGAGGAGUCCUCUGAGGACAGUGCUGACGAGUCUGGCUAUGCCAAAGCUGUCCUGGGUGAAGGUUUUGCAGAGCAGCUUUGUUUCUGUGCUUCACUGAUUCUUCUCUUCUGUGCCACAGUGGUAGACUCAGGAGUUCCAGAGAACGGGGAGUGGACCCCUGCCUGCAGUUCCUCUUUUGGUGGCUGGGAAGCCCACACUCGUGGAAUUGGCUCCAAACUGCUUGUUCAGAUGGGAUAUGAGUUUGGGAAAGGGCUGGGGAAGAACUCCGACGGCCGAGUGGAGCCGGUGCAGGCUGUGGUGCUUCCCCGGGGCAAGUCCCUCGACCAGUGUGCUGAGGUGCUCCAGAAGAGGCAGCAGGGGAAGCUGGAGCCAGGCAGGCCGAGGAGGGGCCAGGGGAAGGGAGGGGGCUCCGGCCGGGCCCCCGCGGGCGGCCGCAAACCUCCCCGCAACGUCUUCGACUUCUUGAACGAGAAGCUGCGAGGGCAGGGAGCUGGGGAGAAGGCUGGAGGGCUGCCACUGCCAGAGAGGAACAGCAAAGAGAUCUACCACGCUAGCAAGAGCACCAAGAGGGCCCUGAGCGUCCGGCUCCUGCAGACGAUGGAGCAGAUUGAGCAGAAGCAGAGGGACAUCCGCGGCAUCCAGCAGGCCCUGGCGCGCAACGUGGGGCGGCACAGCGUGGCGGCGGCUCAGCUGGAGGAGAAGCUGGCGAGUGCACACCAGCAGCUGGGGCAGCUGCAGGCCCAGGAGGCCAGGCUGCAGAGGGAGCAGAAGAAGGCAGACACACAUAAGAAGAUGACUGAGUUCUAG
Merops nubicus (carmine bee-eater) is the source of this 1650-nucleotide messenger RNA. It is a transcript of the gene ZGPAT, whose product is annotated as zinc finger, CCCH-type with G patch domain. Gene Ontology annotation, cellular component: nucleus. Gene Ontology annotation, biological process: negative regulation of DNA-templated transcription; regulation of transcription by RNA polymerase II. The record is from RefSeq and is a predicted model, not a curated record. The transcript is spliced from 7 exons. Gene Ontology annotation, molecular function: metal ion binding; RNA polymerase II cis-regulatory region sequence-specific DNA binding; DNA-binding transcription factor activity, RNA polymerase II-specific. The coding region runs from base 1 to 1650 and encodes 549 amino acids. Lineage: Eukaryota; Metazoa; Chordata; Aves; Coraciiformes; Meropidae.